AUGGACGCCAUCAACAUCACUAUCGAUAAGCCUCUCAGCCCAUGUCGAUUGCACCGGGCCCCAAUCAACACUUGCCUGCUCAUUGGCCGUCCUAAUGGACAGGAUAUGAAGAGACCGCCUUCAUGCAGCUCAGUGCCGGAAGCUAGGCGAUUUGUUCCCUUCAAGACAUCUUCCUAG
This is a messenger RNA of Plenodomus lingam JN3, 177 nucleotides long. NCBI's taxonomy places the organism in Eukaryota, Fungi, Ascomycota, Dothideomycetes, Pleosporales, Leptosphaeriaceae. The record is from RefSeq and is a predicted model, not a curated record.